CUUCUGGCGUCAGUCCGCAGAAGCUCCGAGUAAGUCAUAUAGAGCUUGAGUAAGUCUGAUUCCACGUCGUCUUCGUCUCCCGAAUAUACCAAAAAUGUACACUUCCCUCGUUGUUGCCGCUGCGGCGGCCUUGCUGUCGUCCAGCGCUCAGGCGCAGACCAUCAACGUUACCUCCACGCCAGCAACAGGGUUCAUCAACUAUACCACUGUGACCGGCUACUUCUUACAAGACAACCCGACCACGAACGCCAGUACCUUUGAUUAUACUGCCACCAACUUCGGCCUCAUCAACCGAACCUACGACGCUACCUCAGGUGUCAACACUACCCUGACCCAAUGGCAGAAGUUCGCGCUCCAGGUCGAAUGGCUCAACAAUAACGCUCCGCUCAACACUGUCUACAAGGUCAUCUGGUUCGGCAGGCACGGCGAGGGAUAUCACAACGCUGCUGAGACCUUUUACGGCACACCUGCGUGGAACUGUUACUGGGCUGAACUCAACGGCAACGCAACCGCCAACUGGGCUGACGCCGACCUCACGCCAAACGGCAUCAAUCAAGCCCUCGUCGCCCACAACUUCUGGGCUCAGGAGAUUGCCAUCCAGAAGAUCCCGUUCCCGCAGUCCUACUAUACUUCUCCGUUAACACGCUGCCUUCGCACCGCAAACUUGACCUUCAGUGGCCUUAACCUGCCAGCCUACUACCCAUUCGUUCCAACUGUCCGCGAGCUCUUCCGAGAGGGCAUCUCUCUCCAUACCUGCGACAGACGCAGCAACCGAACCUAUAUCCGCAACCGCUUUCCAACAUACAACAUUGAUGCUAGUCUCACAGAAUAUGAUCAGCUCUGGAAUGGUGUCACCGCAGAGACGAGCGCGGCACAAGACGCCCGCAGCCGUAUCGCGCUCGACUCAGUCUUUAGUGACGAUGACCACACCUACAUCUCAGUGACCAGUCAUAGCGGCGAGAUCGGUUCGAUAUUGAGAGUGCUGGGCCACCAGCCCUUUUCACUCAGCACGGGCGCCGUGAUUCCGGUGCUCGUCCGCGCGCAGUUUGUGCCUACUGGCCUACCUUACAGCAUGCCCGCCUACACAGUGUCGACGCACUGUGCAGCCCCGCCAGUCACCAGCAUUGGCAGUCUGGCGCAGGGCUGUGUCUGCUCUGGCACUGCAGUGGGCGGUAUCACUUCGCGCAUCGAUACCAUCGCUUCGGACUACCCAUCUGGCGCAGGCUUCCAGGCGAGUACUGCGCCCACCGCUACCACGUCCUCAAGCGGCAGUCGAGCGUCAAGUGGUGGCGCUUCCGCCAGUGCGUCGGCAGCUGCACCGUCCACCAGCACCAACCGGGCGUCGAGUGGUAGCCCUUCCCCCAGUGCGUCGGCAAGUAUCAGCCUUUCGACGAGCACAGGCAGCCUAGCGAGCGUCAGUGGCUCUGUGAGUAGCAGCCGUGCUGCGACCACUAGCCCAUCGACGACUACACCACCAACGAGCAGCGGCAGCUGUGCGACCAUCUGCAGCCCGACGAACUUCCAGACAUGGGGUCCUGGAGGCUGGGGUCCGGGAUUCUGGGGUGAGCGGCCUGGAGGAUGGUGAAAAGUCGACUGCGGUGGGUCGUAUCCCCAUCAUGUAUGUAGUGGCGAACGAUAGACAUGUGGCACCCUUGUGGUGAAGAAUAUGUACACAGUUUAGCUUACGAAAGACAUGACAAGCGUGACGAU
Molecule: messenger RNA, 1710 nt
Organism: Baudoinia panamericana UAMH 10762
Lineage: Eukaryota; Fungi; Ascomycota; Dothideomycetes; Mycosphaerellales; Teratosphaeriaceae
Exons: 6
Coding region: 95-1585 (496 amino acids)
Cellular component (GO): cytoplasm
Molecular function (GO): phosphatase activity
Source: RefSeq, a predicted model, not a curated record